ACCCAUUAAGAGUUAUAAAAUUAAAAUAAAACAAUCAAAAUUUUGUAUAUAAAAGUGAAAAUUUUCAAGUUCUUUAUCAGUAGUUACUUCAGCAAUCUUCGAACAACUUAACAAUGUCCAAAAUUUGCGCUAUUUUUAUGGUCCUGUUCUUGGCCCAAGCUGCCUUGGCUAAACCUUCCGAAUCUUCGGUUGAAAAGGAUUUAACACCUAAACAAGAACUUGCCGGUUAUAUUGGUAUUAGUCUUAUCGCUUUAAUACAAGACUAUUCGGAAAAAUGCAUUAAGGUUAGCCGUGAAAUCCUUAGGGAUGAGGACUUUUUGGCUCGUCAUGAACCCAUGAUUGUAGAAUUCAAACAAAAUUUAACCAAAUUUGUUAAUGCUUAUGAAGCCGCCGCUGAUGCUGAGAAAAAAUUCGAUAUCCUUGAUAUGUUCUCCAAUACUAGUGAUUUCUAUUAUGAAAUCCCUGAGGAUAAAUACACUCCCGAAUCUAAAUAUAUUGUAGAUGUUUUGAAUAAAUAUCACUAUCGUGAUAUUGAAAGUGAAAUGGAAAAGGAAUUCUCUCCGUUCGUCGAACAGGUUAUGAAAAUUUUCGAAGAAAACAAGAGCGCUUUGGAUAAGCCUACUUUGGCCUGGUUUGAAAAGUAUCAACAUAUGUCCGAUUUUGAGGAAAAACUUAAUGCUUUCUCUUCAUUGCUUGAGAUGCUUACCGAAAACGAAUAAUUGUGCAAAGUUUAGUUGAGCGAAUGUAAAAAGAAUUGUUGAAGGGAAUAAAUAAACAAUAAUUGCAAAAAAA
Molecule: messenger RNA, 792 nt
Organism: Lucilia cuprina (Australian sheep blowfly)
Lineage: Eukaryota; Metazoa; Arthropoda; Insecta; Diptera; Calliphoridae
Exons: 2
Coding region: 114-719 (201 amino acids)
Source: RefSeq, a predicted model, not a curated record